UACAUUCUGCACGAGCAGACCGAGCAAAGCGUUCAGAGGAUUCAGGUCACUUUUCUUUAGUAUUUUAACAAGUUUUGUUUUAUUGAAUAAAAGUUGCGUUUCUAUCAUGGCUAGCAGAACGUUUAUGUUGCUAGGACAAGUGAUGCCUUGUGUUAAACAAAACGCUUCCAAAAUUCGAAUCCGCCGAAUGGAACUGGACACCAAUCUAAACAUGUAUUUCAAAAAGGACGAGUUCUACUUUGUACAUGACCCGACGAAGAAGUGCAAAACCGGUGACGUUGUUCUCAUCAAGGAGCUCCCACAGAAGCUAACCCGAUUGAUUACGCACACCCUGGAGGAAAUAGUGUACCCGCUUGGAGAUGUGACGGAUCCCAUCACAGGCAAGAAAGUUACAGCAGGAAAGUAUCGCGAAGACGUUGAGGACGCAAAUCGGUUGUUCGGCAAAUCUAGUGAAGCGUUCGACUACGAUAAGGCGCCACCUAGAGGCCGCCUGGAAGGCACACGAGAUUUCACCCACGGAGAGACGUACAUCAAAUAUCACGAAGAUGGAAAGGAUCAACCGUUCGCGGUGUGAAGAUGCAAGGCCGAAGGUCAUCGGGAAUGAAAACAGUACCAUUGAACAUUUUGUUUUAACUACCAGUGUACAUUUGGGGGAAUACAGCUUAGAGUUAUCUUAAACACUAGAAA
Molecule: messenger RNA, 687 nt
Organism: Aedes albopictus (Asian tiger mosquito)
Lineage: Eukaryota; Metazoa; Arthropoda; Insecta; Diptera; Culicidae
Gene: mRpS17
Product: small ribosomal subunit protein uS17m
Exons: 2
Coding region: 107-574 (155 amino acids)
Biological process (GO): mitochondrial translation
Cellular component (GO): ribosome; mitochondrial small ribosomal subunit
Molecular function (GO): structural constituent of ribosome
Source: RefSeq, a predicted model, not a curated record